ACUUCCUGUCAAAACAUUCUCAAGUUUUGCAACUUCGUUUUGCUUCUAAAGGUCUCAAAAUUGGGACGAGUAUGUCCAAAUAUCGCAAGGCAUCCCAUGCUGGGAGCUGGUACCUGUCCAGCAAAUCUGAUCUGAAGAAGCAGCUGAAUACCUGGCUGGCAAAUGCCAGCGUCGAUGCUGAGACUUAUCCUGCCCGGGCCAUCAUUGCACCGCAUGCUGGCUAUGCAUAUUGUGGCGAAUGUGGAGGUUAUGCCUACAGGCAGGUGGAUCCUUCAAGAGUGAAACGUGUAUUUAUCCUCGGGCCAUCUCAUUUUGUCCGGAUGGAUUACUGCGCACUUUCUUCUGCCGAGGUCUACCAAAACCCCAUCAUGGAUCUGGAAAUCGAUCAAAAAAUUUAUGAUGAAUUGAAAGCGACUGGCAGGUUUGAGACUAUGAAGCUGCAUGUUGAUGAGGAAGAACACAGUAUAGAAAUGCAUCUUCCGUACAUAGCUAAAAUUAUGGAGAGGCCCCCAGAUCAAAAACAGGUGACCAUUGUGCCAGUUCUAGUAGGUGCACUUCCACCAGAGAAGGAGGUCGAAUAUGGUCAGAUAUUUGCCAAAUAUCUAGCUGAUCCAGAGAACCUCUUCGUAAUCUCAUCCGAUUUCUGCCACUGGGGUAAAAGAUUUAGGUACAUCCAUUAUGACAAAUCUCAUGGUCCUAUUCAUAAAUUCAUCCACAAAUUGGACAAACAAGGUAUGGACACGAUAUCAAAAUUGGAGCCGCAUGCAUUUUCUGAAUACCUGAAGACUACUCAAAAUACUAUAUGUGGGAGGUAUCCGAUAUGUGUAUUACUCAAUGCAAUCAAGUCCUUUCGUUCAAGUAUUAAUGGAAACGGGUGCAGAAUGCAAAUGAGAUUUAUAAAAUACGUGCAGUCAGGCCAGUGUACAGACGUUGAAGAACAUUCUUCAGUAAGCUAUGCAGCUGGGGCCUUUGUUGUCCGGCAGUGAUGAAAGGACCAGCUUCAUGGAGUUCCUGCAUUUGCCAGUUCAACCAGGUAGUGUGGGUUAUAGGCGGGUCAGUAUUUAUGACAACCUUUUUAUUUAGGUCACAGUUCAGACAUGAUGUUGACUAAUCAAGGGCUCCCCUUACAAAGCAUUCAGGUCUGUGCAUUACAUGUAUGAGGGAGUGAGAUCAACAGGGGAAUGCGGCCAGACAACUUGAUAAUGAGAGGAUUUUAUGUAGUCAUGUUUUUGAAUAAUUUAUAGUCCAUGUUGUACACAACAAGCUUAAACAAUCUGCUGAUAUCAAUGAUAUUACUAGAAGUGCUAGCCUCCAUGGCCUGUCAUGGCAUCUCAUAUAGACUUCGUUUGAACUGACAAAUGCUUGGAAUGAACUACCACGAGUUCAUCAUUGCCCGUUCCAUUGCUUAGUUGGACUUUCCCAUCGUCUACAUCAUUGCUGUGAUCUGAAGAUCAUGUGAUCAUUCUACUGCGGAUCGGAAGAAUGGACCUCAAAUCGUUAGAGACCAUCUUAAAAUAUACUAAUGCCAAGAAAACAGGUUUAGUUUAGAAGGGGAGGAGAUGUUGUCCAAAAGGUUUCAAUUCAUGUUUAUGGCAUCAAUUGAUAUCAGCUGAAGCUAAAGAAUCGUUGUUUUUCGGAAACAAAACUGGUUACAGUAUUUUUGGCAUCGGGAUAUUUUGAAGUGGUCCCUUGUGAAGGUUAGGACAGGGCACUUAUUGAACAAUAUCACAAAUUUUCUCCACAUUAUCAUGUAUGAAAACCUGUUAAGAAUAUUGAAUUAAGCGGCACAGAAAAUACUGCUUUUAAUGCCUGUUGUAUCUACUUGGCAAAUUCAUAUGUUGGCUGGCCUGGUUUGCCAGCUACAUGUAUAAAUAGUUCAGGUACAAACCUCAUGGAUGAUGUCCGGUUUCAUUUUGAUUUCCUAUUCUAUAAAUCCAAAACAUUUCCAUGAAGAGUUACAAAAAAGAGAUUGCUGAGAAAACAUACAGGUCACAAAGGGGGAUUUUAUUACGAAGCUGGAAACUGCUGUAUUUUGGGUUAUGACGAAACUAUUGUAAGUGUGUUUGCAGAAGUAUUUUGGAGAAUCGAAAUUUGUAGAGGAGAUUGCAAAAAAAUUGAAAAAGAUAGUUUAGUUUGAAAAGGUCAAUAAAAAGUAAAAAAUGAAGAGAUUCAAGGAACUUUUUAUGGUGUUUAUUCUUCACUAGAUCAUGGAAUAGAAGAGACAGUAAGGUAUAAGGGGAAACUAUUAGUACUGCACUGGGGAUUCAGGUGCCACGGACAUUUUGGGGAUAUGGGAUUAACACUUUGAUUCCUUGGCAUGGUGUUUUUAAUUCGGGCAACCAAAACAAAAGAAUGUGUUGUGGGUUUAUUAAGAAUGGUCAUGUAGAUCUGGUUAGCAUUUUCAGCGUUUUCUGAUCCAAGUUAGUUAUUUAUAAACAAUUAUUAAAACAGUUCAGUAUGUUGUUUAAAACGAUAUAAAUUAUUGUCAAUAUGCCUUUGUCCUAUAGUUAUAAAUGAUGCAUGCAUUGUCUCAAUUAAAAUUUGCCAGCAUGUGUACAUGUAAUCAUACAGCAAUUGUCAUCAUGUGGUCAGAUUGGUAGUUUCUGUGUUGCAAACUUGAUGGAAUGCCUCGACAAUUUUGGAAGUGUGAUACUACUGGAAGUGCGUGGCUCCAUACCUAGUACAACCAUCAGAACAUUACAUUUUCCAGGCUCCUAUGAACGACACUUACAUUGUAAUGACAACAAGGUUCUAGCUUCAUAAUAGCAAUAAAGCAAACUUGUAACACAGAAAUAAGCCAGUCGUUGAACUCCACCAUUAACAUGUUUUGAAAACUGUAAGGCAUUUUCAUAUAAUGUAUUCAUAUAUUUUACAUUUCAAAUGUAGCAGAAUGAGUUUUAAUGUCAGUCAAUUUGUUAGAAUAAUAUUUGUGUGUUCUCUAAUAUGUUUUUGUUCUUGAACGAUUUAUGUUUAUUAUUAUGACUAUAUGUCGAACAGGAGUUGACCUGAAGAUAGAAUACUGAGUACAGCAGUCAAUGCCCCUUGCAGCCUGGAGGGUCUAUUUAUAGUACUGAAGCUGACCAUUUGAACAAUACAUUUUUUUAGCAGGGAAGUCAUAAUGAUCAGUUUCCGUUCUGUAUCCUAUUCCUGGUGUCCAAUCAUCAUGUGACUUCUCUCUUUGUACAACGAUCUUUAGAAAGUUGCCGUUAGAACCUUAUUCUUUUAAAAUUUUAGCCAGGUCAGAUGAAUUGACACUAUGCUAAAAGAGCUUAUCUUCAAGUUUCUUUGAACCUUUAACCAACUGUUGUCUGUCCUGUGUUAGUGUUGUUGGAACUUCUGCUGAUCAAGGUAUUCUCAGAUAAUGUCGGCAAAGUUUAAAAUAGCCGAGUGUUAGAAGCCCAGUUGGAUAUCCUGAUGGUUGUUGCAAUGUCCAGGUGGCCCAAGCUCAAGUGGUGAUGUUAGCAUCCCUCAGAAGUCACCAGUUAGACAGUCGGACAAUAGGUGGACUGUCUAACAACACCACUGAUAAGCACUAGUGGACAGUGGGUGGGAAUCGUCUCAAACCACUUAAGUUGCCAGCCGAGGAAAACAAACUGCCUUACGGGCUAACAACUCGUGCAUUUCAGGAACUAGAUAUUAAAUCAUACUUUCUCAUCAUUUGCAUUGUCAAGUUGCUCAGAUCAAGUUCGUGGAAUUGCGUUGGUCCUGAAAAUCUGGGCUUGUUAAUCUGUCAUACGUGUGUUAUCAAGCAAUGUAACCUGUAUUACAUAUAUGAUUAUUUUGUAAUGAUUUUACACGUAGUUGUGCUAUUUGUACAGACUCUAAGUCUUCAGGCCUGCGAUUCCCCGCAUGUUUGUAGAUGUUGCCAGUUCUGUCCCAGAAAUUCUCCGAGUUACACCGAGUGACAUGUAGCAUCCACAGUUUAAGGAACUGAAGCAUCUCAUUCUGCGGUGUAAACGCAAGUGCUACGAAACUGCACAGCGGUUCCUAGGUGGGUUGACAGUAGGGCAACAAUAUUGAGGGAAUCACAAUGCUGAAAGCAGGGCCCACUAGUUCAAAUCAAGCUUGUAACUUACUUAGUUUUAACUUUAACUUGGUGUGAGGUUAACUGAGGAAGAUAAUGCCAAGUUUCAUGUACAUGUAGUGUCUUGUUUUUGAACCACUGGGCCCAGGACUUCAGUUAUUCCAAAUGAUCCCCAUAAAACUGUUAGCAUUCUCAGUCUUCAAUUGGUCAUGUUCCCUGCUUCUUUCCUUUUCUGUAUCAUCUUUUGGUAUUGAAAUAAUAAAGAAAUGAAUUUUA
Lineus longissimus is the source of this 4300-nucleotide messenger RNA. RefSeq names its product protein MEMO1-like. NCBI's taxonomy places the organism in Eukaryota, Metazoa, Nemertea, Pilidiophora, Heteronemertea, Lineidae. The record is from RefSeq and is a predicted model, not a curated record. The transcript has 9 exons. The coding region runs from base 72 to 986 and encodes 304 amino acids.